CUCCUCAACACCGCAAUCAUGGUCAUCAACCCUACAUACCUUGCCCAGCGCACGCGCUCUUCGGUCAACUGGUCGGAUGCGAAGCGUCGGGUGAUCCACAGCUACCGGGACUGGCUGCGAGCUGCCCCGGAAGUCCAGACCAUGUACUCGCUCAACCUCCCCGUGUCCACCCUUCGGUCAAAAGUGCGACAGGAAUACGAGCGGCAUAGAUACGUGAAUCAACUAAAAACCGUCGAUGUGUUACUUUUCAACAGUCACCAAGAAUUCCAGGAAACACUAAACUACUGGAAACAAGCCACCCACGUACUCAAAUACUUCCGCGCUGAAGAGGACCCCAAGGCCAGACUACCCAGUAACUUCAUCAACGGUUUCCUUGAGGUAUGUCACAUUUGCAGCUAA
Messenger RNA from Periconia digitata, 399 nucleotides. NCBI's taxonomy places the organism in Eukaryota, Fungi, Ascomycota, Dothideomycetes, Pleosporales, Periconiaceae. The record is from the annotation of a GenBank genome assembly.